Messenger RNA from Monopterus albus (swamp eel), 3269 nucleotides. RefSeq names its product solute carrier family 37 member 4b (gene slc37a4b). NCBI's taxonomy places the organism in Eukaryota, Metazoa, Chordata, Actinopteri, Synbranchiformes, Synbranchidae. Gene Ontology annotation, cellular component: endoplasmic reticulum membrane. Gene Ontology annotation, molecular function: glucose 6-phosphate:phosphate antiporter activity. The record is from RefSeq and is a predicted model, not a curated record. Gene Ontology annotation, biological process: glucose-6-phosphate transport; phosphate ion transmembrane transport. The transcript is spliced from 10 exons. Bases 970 to 2322 code for a protein of 450 amino acids.
GCUCAGUGUAGCAGCGAAGCGGUGAAAGGUUUUAUCAGUAGACAGCCAGCAUCCAUGCGUCGCGCUUUAUAUAAACUGUACACCUCGGGGACAUUCAAAUACACGGACCACCCCACUCAUCGUUUCGCCUAGUUACUCUAAGAACAGUCUGUAUCGAGCUUAGCAAGAAUGGCCUUGUUUAGUGAAUCAAGCAGCCCAUUGUGGCUUGUUCUGUUGUUGUAAAUGAAUUGUCCGCUACAGGCUUCAGUAAGUGUGAGCUCAGUGAAUAGCUACAUAUACAGAAUGGGGUGCACGUCCUGUACCAUAUGUGUGUCAAAUCUUAAAAGGAAAGAAUGCAUCCCUGACUUGGUCACUCUACUUCCUCUUAACUUAUUAUUUAUUUAAUCAAAUGACUAUAACCAGAUCAGUUCCCUAUAGAAGGCUUUGAAGCUGAAGUUCAGGACGCCUGGUAUUUCAGAGUUGCUGACUAUAAGCUUCCACACGCCGAUGCAGCUAAACAAGAACUCUGACAUUUGUGUGACUGCAUGGCACAUAUGCGAAACACGGAGGAAGCUGAGCUGCAGGUCCUGAGUAUCCUGAAUGAGGUUAUCCUGUGUCCUUGCUGGUGUAAGGUUUCCUGUGUGCUCACCUCAACAAGCUGCAGUCUCACAGACAAACAGAGCAACCAGCCUGGAAGAGGAGCACCAUCAGGAGUUUUUCUAAUGGAAAAUAUUUAAUAAGUCCUGCCCAGCCAAUGAUACGUCUUUGUCCAUUAUCACUAUUGUCCCAGUGAGAACAACUGAUAAAAAGUGUCGACUUCUUGCUUGGAACCAUCCAACAGCAGCUCUGCACUCAGCUUGGUGGCUAUAAUCUAAAUGCCAUAGGACCCAAAUAGAAGACUCUGCUAAAGAAAGUAGCCUCAGGAAAUAAUAUUAUUUUUGUUCCUUGUCAUCCUUGAAGUUUUGUUUUAGGGUCAAGUACCAAUCAAUCAUGGCGGCCACAGGCUACAGCUACUAUCGUGUCACCAUCUUUUUUUGCUUGUUCAUUGGCUACUCGCUAUACUUCUUUAACAGGAAGACUUUCUCCUUCGUCAUGCCCUCUGUGAUGGAGGAGAUUGAACUGGACAAAGAGGACUUGGGUCUGAUCACCAGCAGCCAGACCAUGGCCUAUGCCAUGAGUAAGUUCAUCAGCGGCGUGUUAUCAGACCGGAUCAGUGCCCGCUGGCUUUUCUCCAUCGGCCUCUUCUUGGUGGGGGGCAUUAAUGUAGCCUUCUCCUGGUUCUCCACUGUAUCCAUGUUCUCACUGCUCUGGUUCAUUAACGGCCUGGGACAGGGCUGUGGCUGGCCCCCAUGUGGAAAGGUGCUACGCAAGUGGUAUGAGCCUUCCCAGUUUGGAACAUGGUGGGCUGUGCUGUCCUGCAGUAUGAACCUGGCCGGGGGUCUGGGCCCUAUCCUGGUCACAGUGCUACUGCAGUACUAUGAUUGGAGGACUAUCUUGACCAUGUCAGGCAUUGUCUGUGCCACCUUCUCAUUUGUGUGUCUGGUGUUUGUAAAGAACGAACCAAAGGAUGUAGGCUUGCCCAGCAUCGAGGCAGUGGCCAAGAAGGGGACAAAGCAAGGGAACAGUGAGAGCACCCUGAGUGACUUCCUCCUGUCUCCUUUCCUGUGGGUGCUGUCUCUGUGUUACCUGGUGGUGUUUGGUGUGAAGACGGCAGCCACGGACUGGGGACAGCUCUUUCUCAUGCAGGAGAAAGGCCAGACCGCUCUUUUGGGGAGCACCUACAUGAGUGCCUUGGAAGUGGGAGGUUUUAUGGGCAGCCUCACAGCAGGUCUCAUCUCAGACAGAGCUGUAGCUCGGCAAGGUUUAGGCACCCAUGGCAACCCUCGUCACGGCCUGCUCAUUGUCAUGAUGGCUGGUAUGUAUGUGUCCAUGUACCUCUUCAGAGUUACCGUCACACCUGAAAUCCCAAAGGAGGCUCCUCUAUGGGUUCAAGUCAUUCAUCCCAUCUCUGUCCUGAUUGGUGUGUCAGAACAAGAGAUCUGGAUCCUCUUUCUUGGUGCUCUGUUUGGAUUUUCCUCUUAUGGACCAAUUGCCUUGUUUGGGGUGGUAGCCAAUGAAAGUGCUCCUUCAAAUUUUUGUGGAACCUCUCAUGCAGUUGUAGCUCUCAUGGCUAACGUGGGGGCCUUCAUGGCGGGGCUUCCCUUCAGCACUAUUGCCAAACGACACAGCUGGGACAUGGCUUUCUGGGUCGCUGAGGUGAUAAUGGGACUAGCAACCAUCGGGUUCUUCCUUGUACGAAACAUGCGCACUAAAAUGGGACGGAUUGCAGAGAAGGUGGACUAGUGCACUGUACCUCCUCAAAAUAACUUAACUGCCUGUUAGGCGACUAGGCAGACAGUUUUCUGUGCUCUCUCUACAGAAUACUAUAACAACUCCAGUUUGACCAAACAGAACAACUGUCAAACUCAGACUAAUCUGUCUUUUAGUCUUGAUUUAUUGGUGGAUGUAGAUACUCAAGGUGGGUGUAGGUCAGUAAAUCACUUUAAAUUCACAAUCAGGUAGGAUGGUCUCACACUAUUUCCUUGUAUUCAACACUAUAAAGAUACAGUAGGUCAUAAUUGUUUGUCACACACAUUUUGCUGCCUCCACAUAACCCUAGCAGCAGUUUUCAUGUAUAGUGACAUAAAAAGUUUUGACUGCUGCAUGCUCAAGAGAACAUGGGCAUGAAAAUCUGUAGUGGCUUGGGUGGAAUUAGUUGAGACAAAGUGGAUGUGUGCUGCUCACUGCACACCUUGCCUUCAGUGGAGCACAGUUAUAAUUAACCUAUGGAAUGUUUAGUGAUGGGUCUGUAUAUUCUCGACUAUUAUUGGACUAGAUGUUCACACAAAUGUGGCAGCAUGUCUCAUGUCCUUGAUAAUUUUACAAAUACCUCAGCUAUUUUUAAAAAUGUAAUAGGUGAAUGAUUUCAGUAAUUGGAGAAUGUUAUUUUUAUACACGAUUCUCUACUAAAUGAUAUAGAAUAACAAUUUGCAUUAUUCUUAGGCCAGGUCAGCUUUUGUAGUUUGACAUGUUUUUAAGGGUCACUUUACAUUAGAUCUUUGCUACAGGUGUUUAGUCUGUCACUAUGGUUGUAUGCAGGUGUUGCAACACUUGAUUAAAUACUAUUAACUUUCUCAUCUCUAAGAUGUAGGGGUCUACGCACAGUGCCACUUUGGUGUAUCAGUAUCUUGUUACAGAAGAAGCAUUGAGGAGGACUAAUAAAUGUGAAGUUUUGUUUGUUUAUCUGUAAA